CCGGCACAACUCCUCUCCACAGAUUGCUAUCGCCCAGGGGCUUGGCCCACGGGCCAAUGGAGGAGAGGUUUGCGGUUGCUACGGAAACCCGUAGCGGCAAAAUGGCGGCGGCGGGCGGCGGGAGCCCGAGCUGCAGCCCGCCGCUCCAGGACCCGCCGAGGCGGCCGCCGCGGGAUGGCCGCGGCGUCUACGUGUACCCGAACCCCUUCUUCCGCUACGACGGCGAGUGGAGCGGAGGAAGGACGCACGGGAGAGAUUACCUGCUUCUACGGAAAAUCUCAGCGUUAAAAGGAAGUCCUGAGCCUGAGCAGCCGGAGCCCCCCCAGGGGCGAGCCCCGACAUACCCGUGUGCACCCGCACACAGUGUGACGACUGUUUGGGGAUUCUGCCUGCUCACCUCCCUGCCUGGUUUUCCCCUGGAGCAUUGGUCUUUUAGCAUUUUCUCAUGCCAGGGCAAGCUGCUGUUUAAAGACGGGAGUUACUACGAAGGCGAGUUUGUGGACGGGGAGAUCACAGGGGAAGGCUGCCGGCUCUGGGCCUCAUCAGGGGACACCUACUCUGGACAGUUUGUCCUGGGAGAGCCUCAGGGAUACGGCCUCAUGAAGUACAAAGCUGGCGGCCAUUACGAAGGGGAGCUCGCCCACGGCCUGAGAGAAGGACACGGGCACCUGGUGGACCAGGACGGACAGGCCUACUGGGGGUCAUUCCAUAACAACAAGCGGCACGGCCAGGGGCACAUGGUCUUCCGGAACGGCGACAAGUACGAAGGCGACUGGGUCCGGGACCAGCGUCAGGGGCACGGGGUGCUGUUCCGUGCCGACGGCUCCACCUACAAGGGACAGUGGCACGGUGAUGUCUUCAGCGGCCUGGGCCAGCUGACCCACUGCUCCGGGGCCGUCUACCGUGGGAUGUGGAUCAACGGCCGCCCGGUGGCACAAGCCAAGAAGAUCGUGAUUUUGGGUCCGGAGGUGAUGGAGGUGGCUCAGGGCUCUUCCUUCACCGUGAGCGUUCAGCUGCAGCAGGACAGUGGGGAAGUGGCCGAGGGCGAGGACGGCCGGGUUUUGAAGAUCUCAGCCGGCGUCCGGUAUGUGCAGCUCCCCGCCUACUCGGAGGUCAGCUUCUUCAGCGCGGACAAGGACGACCGAGGGACACCCAUCCAGACCCCAUUCGGGUUUGACUGCGUGGCCUAUCCUCUGUGGAGCCCCAAGUCUGGGGGCCAAGAGCCCAGAGCUGCGCUGGAAAGUACCAGAGACCUGCGGCUCCCCACCGGAGGCCUGGAGCUGGCGCUGGCAUCAGACACGGCUCGCGGCCAGAGGGCCAUCCCUAGCGGCCUUGCCGUCGCUUAUUCUGUGACUACGUGGGGAUAGUAGCAAGUUCUCUUGGUUGUUAUCUGGAGAGACAGCAAAAUUGCGACCGUCCGCGGCAGCCCCACACGUAUGGGGAGCGUGUGUCAGGGCCUUUCCUUCGCAUGAGUGAAGGUCUGUAUUCGCCGAGGCAAGCUGUGAACCGCACCACUCCCCCUUACUCUGGCCUGGCACAGAGCUUUCUUGCGUGGCUCCUGGAUCCCGCCUCCCUUCCUUCCGCCAGACCUUGACCGAGGACCCCCGAGCCCCACUCAGGCCUGCACCAAGCAGAGGGGCUCCAGCCGAGGGUCACUGCGUCUGCCCACCUAGGUGACAGUGCGCCGGCCUCGGGCUGCGGAGCACCUGCUGGGGCCGCCGUGGGGGCUGGCCACACACAUUGGGAAGUCUCGGGGAGCAGCCACUGGCGACACCCAGCCUGCAGCCAGGACAGUGACGGGCCUCCCAAGUGCAGGGCAGAGACCACAGCCGGGAGGGUUUCAGGCAGAGACUUCCGUCGACACAAUGCCUAAAACAGGCCACGGCCAGAACAUCUCCCAGGUGACUGUCCCUCUCGAAGCUACUUUCUGUGGCCCCAGAGCAGAAACGUUCUCCCAGCACGUAGACUCCAAGGCCGGGGUUUCUCUCUCAGCCCCGGGUCACAGGCGGCAUUGGACGCCCUCCCACGACGGAACGCACGCCACCGCACAGGCAGACAUGAGCCCGGCUCUCGCUGAAGCCUCAUCCCACGGCGGCGGCCACGCUCUUGCUGGCCAGGAGCAGCCCCCCUUCCAGGUCCACACUCCGGGCUCACGUGGGCACCCGCUUCUGACAGCAGUGGGGGAUUCAAUUCCACCAGUGUCACUUCUCACAUGGAAGCUCCUUGGCGGGGCGACGGCCCCCGGGAUCACCAGGGAUCCCUGCUCCCGUUUCCUCUUCUUCUCUGUCAUCCUUCCUGCACCUCGUGGUCCCAGGGGGCUGCACAGGCACCAGCCAUCACACCCCUAUUCCAGACUCCGGGAACUAGAAGCAGAAGGAGCACAGGCCUGCCCUUCUAACAAAAGCCCCUUUGAAGACACCCACCAUCACUUACCACUCAUUGGCCAAAACUUGGUUACAUGACCACACCAGGCCACAAGGAGACCAGAUUGUCACCCGGAGUUAGGUCUGAAAGCCACAGGAGCAGACCCGCCAUUGGCUUACAUCUGAGAGCAAGGCC
Molecule: messenger RNA, 2559 nt
Organism: Mustela lutreola (European mink)
Lineage: Eukaryota; Metazoa; Chordata; Mammalia; Carnivora; Mustelidae
Gene: MORN1
Product: MORN repeat containing 1
Exons: 12
Coding region: 57-1367 (436 amino acids)
Cellular component (GO): cytosol
Source: RefSeq, a predicted model, not a curated record